GGCAAUCAGCUUGCAGGUUGCAUCUCUUUCUCUUCUCUAUGGAAAUCCAUGAAGUGGAUCAUGGUCUUAUCCGCCAGUUGCUUGCAGAUUCAGAGGAGACUCUUGGUGCAUGUACUGAGAAAAUGCAGGCCCCCGCUCCAUAUAACUGGAGUGCUGACUGGAGCUUUUGGAUCUCAAGUUCAACUUAUAAAUAUAGGAGUGAGGAGUUUAAGAGACAGUUUUCACAUCUGCCAGAUUUGGAGAGGCUCAUAGUAGAUUAUGCCUGUGCCCUCCAGAAGGAUAUUCUGCUGCAGGGACGCCUGUACCUCUCUGAAAACUGGCUCUGUUUCCACAGCAACAUCUUCCGAUGGGAGACCACAAUUUCUAUUGCCUUGAAGGAUAUAACCUUCAUGACAAAGGAGAAGACUGCGCGGCUCAUCCCAAAUGCCAUCCAAAUUGUAACAGAAGGGGAGAAGUUUUUCUUCACAUCCUUCAGUGCUAGAGAUAGAAGCUACCUCAGUAUCUUCCGCUUAUGGCAGAAUGCACUGCUGGACAAGAGACUGACCAAACAGGAGUUCUGGCAACUGGUACAACAGAGCUAUGGCUCUGAGCUGGGCCUGAACAGUGAGGAGAUGGAGAGCUUUUACUCCUCCUCUGAAGACAAUGGACAAUCUAGAUCCAGCAUUUGUGAUGAUUCUGGAGACAGAGAUGAAAAAUUACCCAAAGCAAUCCAUGAAAUUCAUGAACCCAUCAUUCAGAUAGUAGAGGCAGAGCAAGUCCAUGGAAACACACUGCCAGGAGGGUCUGAGCAGGAGGAAUCCCAAAAUGAGAAGCAGAGCAAGAGGAGCCCUCUGUUGCCUUCAGAAAAUAAACCAGUUAAGCUAGAGAGAUGCAGGCUCCUAGCACAGUCCCUGGAGCCAAUCGAGAAUGAGAAUCUUCUGGAGAAGAGCAGUGCCUCAGAUACCGAGGAAGAAGCCAAGGAGACUGUCCCUGAGAAUGACCUGCAUGGGAGACUCUUUAUUAACAGAGUUUUCAAUAUCAGCGCAGAUAAGAUGUUUGAAAUGCUUUUCACCAAUUCCCAUUUCAUGCAGAGAUUUCUCAACACCAGGAAUAUAGUAGAUGCUGUAUCGACCCCUUGGAAUAUGGACGGCAGUGGCAAUCAGUUGAGGACCCUCACCUACACUAUAAUGAUUAACAAUCCGCUCGUUGGGAAGUACACAACUGCAACAGAAAAGCAGAUCCUGAAUAAACUGAGCCAGAAAGGUCAGUCAUAUCGGGUAGAUGCAGAGGUGCUGACACAUGAUGUCCCAUACCAUGAUUACUUCUACACUGUGAACAGAUACUCCAUCACCCGCACAUCCAAUCAGAAAUGCAGAUUACGGCUUUCCACAGAUGUGAAAUACAAAAAGCAGCCAUGGGGCCUCAUCAAGUCUCUAAUUGAGAAGAACACCUGGAGUGGGAUAGAGGAGAAUUUCAAACAACUUGAAUCAGACCUGCUAAUGGAAGAAUAUGCAAUAAACCAGCCUAUAGAAGAUCCUGGGAAACUUAUUGCCCUAAGAAGACGACGACGGAAUUUACACCGGAAUGUGGCAGAGCUGCUUCCUAAGCGUUCUUCACAGCACUCUUCUGGGGACAUUGGAUUAGAGUCCCAGGGCAACAUAGUUGCAGGAAGGAAAAGGGAUGUUGCAAGGAAGACCACAGCCAUCAUUGUGGUAAUGAGCAUCUUUUUGCUGCUCUUGGUUUUGCUGAAUGUGACUCUCUUCCUUAAACUAUCAAAGAUAGAGCGUGCAGCUCAGUCAUUUUACCGGGUCCACCUUCAGGAUGAGAAGUCCUUAAACUUAGCCCCUGACAUGGUGUCCAGGGAGGAUAUCCCUCAGCAUGACAAUGAACAGGUUCAGCAGGUGAAGGGAGUGCUGCAAGACUCUAUUGCAAUGCUUGAACAGCUGAAGAGCUCCCUUUCUAUGCUUCAGAGAAGCUUUGAUCACCUGAACAAGAGCAAGAGUGAUGAGACUGAGAGUUAACAUUACCAACGCCCACAACUCAAGGUGUCAUGAGGAUGAAGAUGCUGCAUGUCUGUUCGGGGGUGGGAGUUUUGAUAUUCUGUUGUCUCAGGACUUUUUACUAUUUUUUGCUCAGUAGCUGCUGGUGCAGCUAAUAAAGACCUCUGGAUAAAACAGGGCAGGUUCUGAGGUCCUGUAACUCUGAGAAUCUCUCCCCACCUCUCCCAUACAUGUGGUUUUCUUAUGAACAAGCCAGAGGUGUAAAUGAGCGAGAACAUUGUACUGUACUCUGUAACUGUGAUGUGCAAAUUACAGAGAAGAGCAACCUCAGCACAGCAAUGAUUGUAUCUAAUGAAAUCUGAACUCUUUUAUAUUGAUUUGAAGAAUCAUUGGCACUAAACUACAGCAGGGGCAGGACGGGGGAUGUUCUGUGAAGAAAUAACAGCAGGUAGUGGUUUUACAUAGCAAGGGUAUUCAUAUGCUCUUUCAUAGAUACACAUACUCUGUAAAACAAGUCAGCAGUUUGAAAUACCCAUAUUUAUUUUUUUAAGACUGUAUUUUUUGUUUCACAGUGAAAGAGCUCCAUGUUUAAUCUCUUAUUAAAUUGU
Messenger RNA from Gopherus evgoodei (Goodes thornscrub tortoise), 2587 nucleotides. It is a transcript of the gene GRAMD1C, whose product is annotated as GRAM domain containing 1C. Gene Ontology annotation, molecular function: sterol transfer activity; sterol binding. Gene Ontology annotation, biological process: intracellular sterol transport. NCBI's taxonomy places the organism in Eukaryota, Metazoa, Chordata, Testudines, Testudinidae. Bases 39 to 2000 code for a protein of 653 amino acids. The record is from RefSeq and is a predicted model, not a curated record. Gene Ontology annotation, cellular component: plasma membrane; endoplasmic reticulum-plasma membrane contact site; endoplasmic reticulum membrane. The transcript is spliced from 18 exons.